AUGGGCAAGCUUGAGGGUGAUUCCUGUUCCUUCCAGAAGGGCCCGGGCGUUUGCCUUGGCUACAGUAACUGCCGCCGGGUGCUGGAAUCAUUGGGAGCCCGCAUAACCAUUUGUACCUACAAUCCACAAGAAGCCGUGGUGUGCUGCCCGUCCGACUAUCUGGACCAUUUGGACAAGAUGGAGAAACAAGAAGCGGAUCUAAGGAUUAGUGCUAAAAAAUGCAAGGAAUACACGCGAUUAGCUACACCAACUCAGAUUCUGAGCUGGCUCAAACCGGACACUGAAUUGAUUCAGAAGCGAGGUAGACCGUGCACCGAAGACAACAAGCUGAUCGUGGGAGGACUAGCGGCUAAGCCGGGCGAAUUUCCGCACAUGGCAGCGAUUGGUUAUCGCAGACAUAACUCAGCUGACGGCAUCGAUUUCCACUGUGGAGGAUCGCUUAUUAGCGAAAACUUCGUACUGACGGCGGCUCAUUGUCGAACUCGGGACGCUUUUCUGGUUCGGUUGGGUAGUUUGCAGUUGAACGGCGUUGUUAGCGAUGGGGUUCCUCCGGAGGAUUACGCUAUCGAAAUGUUCAUCAAGCAUCCGGAUUAUACGGUACGGGAUAAGUAUAACGACAUUGCUCUCAUCAAGCUGGCGGGCACGGUACGGUUGAGUCCGGAAAUUCGACCGGCUUGUUUGUAUCAGUCGACGGAAGUGCCGGAAUCGAAGCUAAUUGCGAUCGGGUAUGGUGCGGCUGAGAGUUUCGGCGCCAACAUCAAUCGUCUGAUGAAGGUGAUGCUCGACCAGUACAGCAACGGCCAGUGCCAGCAGCUGUAUCGGGACCUCGCCGGUCAGUCGACUUUAUCGCGGGGCAUCGUCGGGAGUCAACUCUGUGCUGGGUUCGCGGCUGGCGGGCGUGACACCUGCCAGGGCGAUUCCGGUGGCGCGCUGCAGGUACGUGACACCAGCGAAAGUUGCAUUUUCCAUCUGGUGGCCAUCACAUCGUUCGGCAAGGUUUGCGGUACGGCCAUUCCCGGUGUCUACACCCGCAUCCCGUGGUAUUUGGAUUGGAUCGAAUCGAUCGUAUGGAAAUCGUUCUAG
Molecule: messenger RNA, 1083 nt
Organism: Sabethes cyaneus
Lineage: Eukaryota; Metazoa; Arthropoda; Insecta; Diptera; Culicidae
Product: serine protease snake-like
Exons: 4
Coding region: 1-1083 (360 amino acids)
Biological process (GO): proteolysis
Molecular function (GO): serine-type endopeptidase activity
Source: RefSeq, a predicted model, not a curated record